This is a messenger RNA of Dimorphilus gyrociliatus, 1150 nucleotides long. The record is from the annotation of a GenBank genome assembly. Lineage: Eukaryota; Metazoa; Annelida; Polychaeta; Dinophilidae.
GCUUUAGUAUAGCAGGUGAUUGUCGAACAGUUCUACUGAGGAGUGAACAGAGUCGAAGCGGCGAUAUCCUGCGAUCGUCAUGGGGACAGAUUACGCCAGUCCAAUAACCCCAGUAACUCCAGGAACAAUUUGGAGCUAUCCAUCUGUCAUAGAAAGUAAAAUAGAAAACAACAUGCAGAAAGAUGAUCUAUCAGAAGAUAAUCAUACUAAAUUGAAAGAUAAGAAAGAAAAGCGUUUAAAAAAGAAAUUAAAAUGGCGCAAAUGUACAGAAAUUGUUAAUUUUAGUUUACCUCCUCGUGACAAUGGUACGCAGGACUGGACUGAAGAAAUGAUAAACGAUUAUGAAAUAUUUAAUAAUGGCCUAGGACUAGUAAGUGAAUCUCUUCCUGAAAAAUCACUAUGUAAAAGUACAGAGAGUGGCUUCUCGCGUCUAACUCAGUUGGUAACUAUUGAAAGUAUCGUAGAAAAUACAUUAGUGAUCAAUGGCACAAGAAGAACAAAGAAACGAAAAAUUCUUAAAGCAUAUCAUCAAGUUAAGACAAAAUAUUGUCAAAAUGUAACCAAUGGUGGUUUACAAAAAGAACUGUUUAUGAAAAGUCGUGUCUAUAAGAUAUUCCAACGUAGAGGCCUAACUCGAGGAUCUGGAGCAAUAGUCAACAACUCGGACAAAUUAUCAUCUAAAGAAAGAAAGAGAGUCGCCUUGUCAAAGUUUCAAGAAAGACUUGAAAGCUCUGAACCACUUAUUUCCAAUACGAGCUAUAGUAAAUCCUCAAAAAAUGCUUCUUAUGAAAGAAAGCAUGCAAUAACGUCUCAAAGAAAUGCCGCUAAUGAUUUAGAUAUUGAAUUAGUUAAUUUAUUAAUGGAAUUGCAAAACCGUGAUAUAAGACCAGAAGAUUAUGAUGUAUUGUUGCGUUUAGAUGAAACAGUUGCACCUAAAACUGUUGAUAAUGCAACAGUCAAAUCUUUCAACACAAUAAUAGUAUCAGAAGAAAUGUUAAAGAAUCAACAAUGUACAAUUUGUAUGGAAGUUUAUGAAAUAGGUCAAACCUGUAAGAAGUUACCAUGCGAACAUGUAUUUCAUGACAAUUGCAUAUCUCAGUGGUUAUUAAACUGUGGUAAAAAUUGCCCAUUAGACGGUUUAGAAGUAUAA